Linepithema humile (Argentine ant) is the source of this 1928-nucleotide messenger RNA. NCBI's taxonomy places the organism in Eukaryota, Metazoa, Arthropoda, Insecta, Hymenoptera, Formicidae. The record is from RefSeq and is a predicted model, not a curated record.
UUUUUCCACCGCUUUUACAGAAAUAUAACGAGAUAAAAAUAUUUUCUCCCAAUUUGUAUAAUUUAUUAACAAAUGUCAUUGUAUUUUGCAGAUAUCACUGCGUUGAAAUAAAAGGCAAUCUAAUUUUUUAAAUGAUUGAUUUAAAUGCAGCUCAUAUUGUAAAGAUGACAACAAUUCUGCAACAAUGCUAUUUUUGUCAAGAACUCUUAACGAAGCGUAGCGCACAUUCGCGCAUCAGUCGCGUAAUAUAUAUUUUCGCAUGAUAAUCGCAGUUCCGCCGGAUGUACGAAUAAUGCUCUAGUCAAGGUAACCGAGAGAAACGAAAUCGUCUAUCGCGCACAAAGUACAGGUGCGCGAUGCAACGAAAUCAGUUCAUCAUCCGGUGCAAACGAUGCUGGUCGCAAACGCGAGACCAAGCAUCGAAAUACAUCUUCAUUAAUCUUGCGGUCGCGCUUUCACACGAAACGGACAACGAAUUAGAAAAGAGAAGCCCGAGGGAGGACGAUAAUUAUUCAUGGAAAAAAUCUUCUCACUAGAUCGUUUCUUAGAAUCAACUGGUGGACGCCAAAGUUUCUAGUUUUACGAAAAUAGUGACUCUUCAUUCUCAUUAAGAGAGUGCGACCGUGUCGUUUGCAUUUGUAUUCCGAAGAUGCGCCGCUUCUUGCUACUGCUUUUACUGCCAAUCGUAACUUCGGAGCUGUGCGAGCACGCUUGGUACCAAUAUUUCACAUGCCAGAAUAAUUCCCUUUCUUGUCCUAAUAAUCAGAGAUGCACAUUCAUCGAACACUGCCCGGCAGUUGCGACUCUAAUGGAUCGAAACGAGCUCUCCGCUCACAGAUUGCGACAAGCUGUGUGUGGGUACGAUCGAACACGCAUGAAAAUUUGCUGCAGCGUGGCCACUUAUUUCGAACAGCCAACAUAUACAAGUCUGGAUGUGAAUCCGAAGGAAUCAUCCUCGAGCUUGCAGUGCGGAAAGAGUCUUAUUUCGAAUAACGUAGAUAGUUUAGGAUCGUAUCCUUUUGUCGCAAGGAUCGGUUUCAUAAGCAAGUAUUUACGCGCAUAUAGAAACAUAUUGCAUAGAAAUUACAUGGUGUACAGAAUGUCCCAGAAGCUGUCCAUUUUAAACAUGCGCUUUCAGUCUGUUAGCAAGAAUUCGUUUUCAGAUACAUUAACGGGUGAGAUCAAAUACUCGUGCAAUGGCGUGAUUGUUAAUGAGCGUACAGUAUUAACUACAGCGACAUGCGCACUCGCGAAAUCGGACAAAUACAGAUUGUGCUCUGUGCUCAUUGGUGAACAUAAUACAGAGUCAGAUCCGGAUUGCAACAAGUUAUUUUGCGGACAUAAAACCAGUAGCCACGAUAUAUCGUAUGUGGUAAAACAUCCGGGCUACGACGCCGCAACAUUUUCCAAUAAUCUCGCCUUGCUUCGCUUGAAGAAGGCCAUCGAUUUUACAGCCACAGCGCAACCGAUUUGUUUUAUACCGGAAGACAGAUACGUCAGUUUAGGAAGUACAUGCACUGUUGCCGGCUGGGGAAAGUUAUCCGGUCAGAAAGCACAGCCAACGACGCAACAGUCAUUACAGCUAAAACUCGUACCUAAGCAGCAAUGCUCGGACUACUUAAGCCAAGGUCUGUCUGUUGAAUUAUGCGCCAAAGGAAACUGUGAACCUUGUUCAGGUUACAGCGGAAGUCCUCUAUUGUACAAAUAUGCGGACACAUAUUUCCUGGUUGGAAUCCUAUCAUAUGGGUCUAGCUGUGACUCAGAUACCGUUUUUCCAUCUGCAUUUAUAAAUGUACAGAGAUAUGCGAGAUGGAUUUUAGAAAAUUCUUAAGAUCGUACAAAUGCGUCUUAAGAUUUCUCAGAAAUACUGAUUGGUAUUGUAUUUUUAUAAGUUUUAUUGUUUUUUUUUUCCCCCCCGAGAAUCCAAA